AUGCGGAUACUUCGCCGAAUAGAUUCUCGAUAUGGCUUUGUCCGUGGUCUGCACAGCGGUGCAGGGGUGGUGUUAGGAGACGCUGUCGCCGUUCUCUUUCCAUUGGUUUUAGAAAGCCCCUUGUUCUCGGUAGUGAGUGCCGCGAAAAUACCUCUGAACAAAUUACAUUGCUUGCUUCGACUAUCGACGACGCGCUUCUCCGAAGCAUUAGACUCCCGUUCAUUUGGCUUCAAGUACAUUCUAGAAGGCGAGCGUUUGUCUUGCGGUGCAGGGGUGGUGUUAGGAGACGCUGUCGCCGUUCUCUUUCCAUUGGUUUUAGAAAGCCCCUUGUUCUCGGUAGUGAGUGCCGCGAAAAUACCUCUGAACAAAUUACAUUGCUUGCUUCGACUAUCGACGACGCGCUUCUCCGAAGCAUUAGACUCCCGUUCAUUUGGCUUCAAGUACAUUCUAGAAGGCGAGCGUUUGUCUUGGUCUGCCGUAUCAUGCAGUCGUCAGUAA
Molecule: messenger RNA, 498 nt
Organism: Eimeria maxima
Lineage: Eukaryota; Apicomplexa; Conoidasida; Eucoccidiorida; Eimeriidae
Exons: 3
Coding region: 1-498 (165 amino acids)
Source: RefSeq, a predicted model, not a curated record